AUGUCUGGUGCUGGCAGUGCCCUGAGGUGGCUGGGAAGGCUGGCCUGUUCCUCCUCCUGUUAUUUCUGGCUGCCUUGGAACAUGCAUUCACAGGUAGCCCACACCCCUUCCUGGGGCACUGCCCUGGACUGUGCGCAGGGGUGGCUGCACAGGGCUGCACAGCUGUCUUGGCUGUCUCCCACCCCUGCGUGGCACUUGGUUGCUGGGGAGCUCCAAUGCUGGCACAAUCUGCAGCAGAGAGCCCUAACAUGCUGUGUGUUCCCUGGACAUGCAUGAAGAUAACUUCUUGGUGCAGGUACUAAGAGAGUUGACUCCAAAAAGUGCCCUGCUAUUUGUAAAUAAAGAGGAACUCGUGGGUGAAGCUGGACUCAGUGGUCCUUAUGGUCCCUUCCAAUCUGAAAUACUCUAUAAUGUUUCAGUUGUGGAAGGUGGUGGAGGCAUCCAAGGAUGGAUGUGGAUCUGUUUCUGCAGGUCUUCUGGUCCCUUUUAUGGGCUGGAGCCAUUUCCUACCCUCUUUUGAUGCUGGCUAUGUGUACCUUGCCGCUCUUUGCCUUCCUGCUGCUCCUGUUGAGACGUGCACUUGGCUUGUUCCAUGCCUCUGCCUGCUCCCGGCCCUUGGCUUGUGCUGCUGGAUCUGGGCCCUGGAUGGUGGGAGUGGGGAGCAGUAAGACUGGGAGGUGAGGAUGGGACACUGGGAAGACACAUGUGGAGCUGCAGACAUGUUCUGGUGUCCUGAUGCUGCUCCUUUCUGGAAAUUGCCUCCCAACGCCUGAUGUUGCAAGAAGGUUUCUGGUAAUAGGGAAAUAAUGUAAUCUGCCACCUUGCUAUUCUGGGUACCCCGUGUCUGCUUGUGUGGGACAGGGUGACCUUGCUUGGAGUCCUGCUGUGCCCGUGGUGCUGCCUAUCCUGUCUGAGAACAUUCUCAGCGAUGGUGCUGCCCAGGUGGGUCCUUGCCUACAGCUGGCAGCGCUGGCAGGAGUGGGAGGUGUGUGAGUAGUAACAGCCAUGCUGCUGUCUGUGCCUUGACCUUACUUCGUCAUGGGGUCAGGAAGGAAAGGGAGGUUGCUGAACUGCAGUUCCUCGAUUCUGAGAAGCGGGGGCAGAAGAGCUUGAGUCACUUCGUUAGAAGCAUGAGCUAGUGUUUCCAUCACCGCAUACUCCCGGAGUUUUCCCCACCCAGAGGAUGCGGGGGAGGCAGCUGCCUAGCGCUCCUGCCUGCCCUGCUGUGCUCCCCUCCGCUCUGCAAGAGGCUGAAAAGCUUUUUGCCUCGAUAGCGGCAAUGCCGGAGCAGGGCAUUGCCCAUGAUGCCGGCGAGGGGCUGGCUUACCUCUCUGAGCUGCUGCUUUGAAUGGGCGCUCAGACAGGCAAGCACUGGAUUGCAUCAGGCGCGGCCUGCUGACAGGCAGCUCCCAGGCUGAGCGCUGGAGAGGGUGGUGCUGGCCCCUGCCUCUCUCCUGGCUGCCGAACAGUUCUCCCAGGACUGGCGUUUCCCAUCGCUUAGGGCUGCCUGUUGCUCCCAGAACGGAGGGGCCUGUAGCGGAGCAUACGGAGGUCGGGGGAGAGUCACCCCACAAGCCGCGGGCUGAGCUCCGCUGGCAGCGCCUGCAUCGGGGCUGGCCUCGCCUCUUCGCCUCGCUCCCAGCCGCGGCGGGGCACGGCCGGGACAGGCUCUGUUCUCAUGGCACAUCUGGACCCGGGGGACCCUCAGCUGCUCCCUCCGUGGCGUUUCCCGAAGGAGCAGAGUGCCUUGCCCUGGUCUCGGAGCUGCCGGCCGCAGCAGCCGCACUCCCGCCGGCCGAGCCGUGCCUCGCCCCGGUGCCACUUGUCGCUGGAAUUUAUAUUUUCAAAAACGAGCGCGGGAACCGGGGGGCGGGUGGGGCUAGGAGGAACUCGGCUCUGCCUGCUCCCGCCUCCUCCCCUGGGGCUUUGGGUGAAAGCUGAUGAGCGCCCGUUCCCGCCUCCAUUUGUACCAAUCUAUCACGGGCGGAACUCGCCCCCCUCUAAUGCUCUCGGCCGCGGCGCGGAACGGAACCGAGUUCACCUAAAGGGGAUCGCACGGGGGCGAGCCGAGCCGAACCGAACCGCGCCGCAGGUGAGUGGUGGCGGGCGCUGCCGCCGGACCGGGAGGGGCUUGGCGCAACCGGUGCCGGUCUUGCAUCAGCUGCCGCCAGCCCGCACGUGGCCGGUCCUGCCGCGGGGCCGCGCUCGCAUUCUGCCGUCCCCGCCGCAUCGCCGGGCUCCGCGGUGGCACUCCUGGGGACCGGAGAUGCCCCCGCGGGGGCUGAGGCGCUGUUCCCGAGCUAGCAGCUUCCCACACCUACGCCGAGUCGCGGCGGGAUGCGAUGGCUGCCGGGCUGCGGUAGGCACCGGGAUGCAGCGGGAGCCUCCUGCUGCCGCCUGACCCGUGCGGAUCUCGAGUCGGGUACUUGGAACAAUUGAGCAGCGCUGGGGAAGGCAGCUAGAGUUGUCCAGAGAAUGUGGUGCAGAUGCCAAAAGCAACAAAGGAAUGGCUGCAUCCAGUGAGUUAGCCCAGCCUGUCAAAUCCUGUGCUGGAGGGAUUCUUUGUCUCCACAUCAUUGCUGCUGUGCACACCCAUGUGCCAGGCUGGAGAAAUGUACCAGCAGGCAAGUUUGGUUUGAAGGAUCUCCAGGCUGCCAAGCCUGGGAAACAAUGGGCAAGCUUUGGGAUGCACCUAUGAGCUCUAUGGUUAAUACCACACAGGGCUUGAGCAAUGAGCAUUUCCCAGCAUGGACUGACUGGGUUCAUCCCUGACUCACUGUCAUGGUGCAAGGGCUGUGCAGGCAGGGUGUGUGCAGCCCCACAGUGCCUUGGAGGGUGCCACUACCAUGGUCUCUGGCCAACCAGUGUGGCAGGGGCAUGGUGCCAAUGAGUGAGCUGGGAGCAGGCUCCUGUGGGCAUCAUUUCCUACCCUGCCCCUUGAAGUGCCAGUCCCGCUGCUUAAAGGACACUGAGAUUCACAUUUCCCUUUUCUUGCAGGGCUUUUGACCAGCUGAGCUUCACUGAGGAGAAGACAAGAUGUUGGGGGAAAAAAUGACCGGUUUUGGGAGGAAGCUGAUCCGCCGGCGCGUGGUGGACCUGAGCUCCGACGACACACAUUUUGCUCGCUGCCUCUCCACACUGGAUCUCAUAUCCCUGGGUGUGGGCAGCACACUAGGGGCUGGUGUGUAUGUGAUGGCCGGGGAGGUAGCCAAGGAGAUGGCUGGUCCCUCCAUCGUCCUCUGCUUCCUGGUGGCUGCUUUCUCAUCUGUACUGGCUGGACUCUGCUAUGCAGAGUUUGGGGCCCGUGUCCCCAAGGCCGGCUCUGCGUACCUCUACAGCUACGUCACCGUUGGUGAGAUCUGGGCUUUCAUAGCCGGGUGGAACCUCAUUCUCUCCUAUGUGAUAGGUACGGCCAGUGUGGCUCGAGCGUGGAGUGCAACAUUUGACAACAUCAUCGGCAACCCCAUCUCCACCUUCUUCGCCAACAAGAUCCCAAUGCACCUGCCAGGAGUGCUGGCCGAGCAUCCAGACUUCUUUGCUUUGAUCCUGAUUUUGCUGCUCACUGUACUGCUGGCUUUUGGUGUCAGCGAAUCUGCCCUCGUGAACAAAAUCUUCACGGCGGUGAACCUGUUGGUGCUGAGCUUUGUCAUCAUUGCUGGAUUCAUCAAGGGAGAUAUCAAGAACUGGCAGCUUUCAGAGAAGGACUGUAUCAACUGCUCGCUGCCAGACUCACCGGAUGACAUGAAAGAAGCUUUUGGCUCUGGUGGGUUCUUCCCCUUUGGACUGGGAGGGAUGCUGACUGGCGCUGCCACCUGUUUCUAUGCCUUUGUGGGCUUUGACUGCAUUGCCACCACAGGAGAGGAAGCCAGGAACCCGCAGCGCUCGAUUCCCAUUGGCAUCAUUGUGUCCCUCCUCAUCUGCUUUGUGGCUUAUUUUGGGGUCUCUGCAUCCCUGACUCUCAUGGUGCCCUACUUCCUCCUGAACAAGAACAGCCCUCUGCCUGAGGCUUUCAAGGCAGUUGGUUGGGAGCCUGCUCGCUACGCCGUUGCCGUUGGCUCGCUCUGUGCCCUCUCCACCAGCUUGCUGGGCUCCAUGUUUCCCAUGCCCCGAGUGAUCCAUGCCAUGGCAGAGGACGGGCUGCUCUUCAAGUUCCUCUCCCGGAUCCACAGUGGCAGAAAGACCCCUCUGAUCGCCACCUUUGUCUCGGGGUUCUUUGCAGCGGUGUUUGCCCUCCUGCUUGACCUGAAGGACCUGGUGGACCUCAUGUCGAUCGGCACGCUGCUGGCCUACUCCCUGGUGGCCGUGUGCGUGCUCAUCCUCCGGUACCAGCCCAGACAGCCGAACUCCCCGAAGGCCACGGAAAUGCUGGAGCUGAAUGGGAACGAGGAGGAGACAGUGAUCAUGAACCCGACCAUCACUGCUGCCAGUGCCCAGCACAAAGAGACCUUGUCCCUGGUGAUGCUCUUCAACCCGCCUGGGGACACCCCCACUGUGCUCUCGGGGCGCAUUGUCUAUGUCUGUGUCACGGUCAUUGCUGCACUGAUCACAGUCAUCUGCGUGGUCCUGACCCUCAAUAUGGCUGCGCUGAAGGAUGCCAAUGUGGGCUGUGUCGUGGCUCUGGUGCUGCUCCUCAUGGCUCUGCUCAUUUUCACCAUCAUCAUUUGGAGGCAGCCGCAGAGCAAUGCACGAUUAAACUUCAAGGUACCUUUCCUCCCACUCGUGCCAAUCUUCAGCACCUUCAUUAACAUCCUGCUGAUGGUACAGCUGAGUGCCGCCACCUGGGCGCGGUUUGCCGUCUGCAUGGUUCUGGGUUUCAUUAUUUACUUCACCUACGGGAUUUGGAACAGCGUGGAAGGGAAAAAUGCGGAAAAAGCCUGUGCCACAGUAGAAAAACCUCUGCACCAUCCUGGACUGGACCUCAGCCCUGGGGCUGCUGCGGUGUGAGGGCCUGGGGACCAGCACUCCAUGGACCUCUUUGCCACUUUGGGGCAAGAUCAUGAUCCAUCUAUCCCCUCUCCUGCAGAGACUGAGUCCCAGGGUGAAGUACUAAGAUCUGAACAACAGGCCCUGAGCCAAAGCUGACCUAGGAUGAACACUCCAACCAAAUGUUGUAUGUUUCCACUUUAACAAAGUAUUGUUAUAUGUACUCACUUAUUGGCAAAACAUGUUCACCUCUCUGUAUCUAGAAACAGGACAGGGCCACAUCUGGCUUUAUUAGGUGGUAUAGGAUCAGAGACAACUCCCUUGAAUCCUCCUUGAGCCCUGGCCAGGCUCUGGGAGAAAGCUGACAGGAAGAUGAAAUCAGAAAUGAUGUCAGCUGGUUUGUUUAGCAGUGUAAAACCUGGACCACUGUCCCAGCAAAGUGGGGGAGCCUGGUGGCCUGCAAAGGAGGAGGCACUGCAGGAGCUCCCAGCUCCUGGCCUGGUUCUCCAGUCCUUGGCUGUGGCAGCUUCCCCCAGAGCUGAUGUCUCUUGGGCUUGGAUGAUGUGUGAUGGAUCUUCCUUCAUCACUGUAGGCAUUCUUUCCUAGCAAUGAUUAGCAUUGCUCAGCCUGUCCCUUUGCAAUUCUUUGCUCAUGGUUAGGUGCCUUGCUUAGCUUAUCUUUUUGUGAUUCUUUGCAGUUUUACAUCAUGGUAAUGCCACUGUUCCUUAAGUUGGUGUCUGUGUCUCUGACCCUACUCACAAAACAAAAACCAGCGUAUCAGCAGGGUCAGAACAAACUGUUGCUUUUAAAAUCUAAAUGAAAAGAAUCAGCCCUGUCUGAAAUUCCCAGAUGGGAAGACCUUCCAUAUAGUUCACUGGUCCUUAAGUGGGCUAAGGUUAGAGGACCAUGUGAGCAAUGGGGAAGUCAGUUAAAAUAAGUUGAACUGCUGGAUGUAUAUUGAAAUGCAUCCAAAAAUUGCAUACUGAAAAAGGAAAAGAACUUGUGGAUUGGAAAGGCAAGGAUGAAUUUUGUUAACAGUAUAUCAAACAAAAACACCAACAAAAGGAACAGUUGUUGAAAUGCUCUAACAUGGACCAACAGAUGUGAGUUGCAGAAUCAAACUGUAAUGCUAAAAUGCCCAAAUAAGCUACUUGCUGAUAAGAUGGAUUUACCAGACUUGCUGAGAAGGCUGCAGUUAGAGUAGCUCAGUAUAAGGAAAGGAGAGGGCAAGUGAAUGACAAGAAAAUGCAUGCAGUUAUUGCAGAGGCAGGUGUGCAGUGGGAUCCUGAUAAAUGGAAUGGAGAUAUUUGGGAUUCUGUACAUUCUGAUGAGGCUGGUUCCCGAGAUGAAUUUGUAGAUGUGAGACCAGCAUGGAGACGAAAGGUAGAAUUAGAUUCUAAUGGUCAGGAGGGAUACUCAUAGAGGAUUAUACUCAGCAUGAAGUAAAUUAAAUAUUUGAACAGUUUAGGAAAAAACAGGGGAACCUCUUUUCUCUUGGGUGGUGUGCUUGCAUGAUCAGGGAGCAUCAGGGAUAACCCUAGACUCAGGGGACUCUAAGAGUUUUUAGUUUGAGUUUGGAUUCUUUUGUGCAGGAUGCAUUUUGGAAUAACAUUCACUAUGCUUUGGCUGUACCACUAAAUACCCUACAGAAAAUUAUUGGCAAGGAUCUGAAAGUCAGUGGUACACUUGGUGAGAUUUUGUACAAGAUGCAUGAGAACCUCUUGUGAUUUUGUAUUUGUAGAUAACGUUACUGAAGAUACAAGUAGUCACUCCAAUAUUUGUACUUGUAACUAUUGCAAUGACAGGAUUUUAGUUAUUUAUUUUUUGUUUCUAUUUUUUAAAUGAAGAUUUUUAGUUUUUUACCUCCUGUUGUAUCCUGUCAAUUUUUGGAAUCUAACUAUACCCUGAUUCAAGACUUGCAGCCUACUCCCAUUGGUAUGAACUGGUAAAGGUACUGUUCCAACACAGACCUGAGGCUUGCUGAAACAAACCCAGGAGAAUGGAUAAAAGGCUUUAAUUGCUGUCCAUCAUGGCAUGGCAGAAAUCCAUCAUGUGAUGUAGGCACACAGUUUGUGAUGAUUGGGACGGGCUGGCCCAGCCUCAUCCCCAGUGGCACAGCUGUGAGCAGCACUGACAGCAGCGAGCCAUGGAGUGCCCAGGGGUGCUGAGCACCCACCAAAGGGAGCAGGGGGCACACAGGGGCAGUGGAUCAACAUCAGGGGUGUAAAAGGCUGGGCUGAAGAACAAGAUGGGCAGAUGCUUGCAGCUUUGUGAGGUGAUAUGAUGUUACUCUGUGUGGGCAGACACCUGAAGCCUUCUGAAGGGGUCUGGUGUCACUCUGUUUGGGUUGAAGCUUUCUGGUAUUGAAUGGUUGGUGACACUCUGUGUAUUGUGCCCAUCUCAACCUGUGCUGUGACAAUGUGAUGGAGCAGGUGAAGAAAGAUGGAGAACACUUAGGGCAUUCUUUUUGGAUGGGUGCCUACAGCUACCAGAAUUCUCAACUGAGUGCUUCACCCUGGUGUUGUUUUAUUGAUGCUAAUCCUUUUGCUUUUUGUUCUGGUAAUUGCAUAUUAUGUUAAGGUUUGGAUGAUCAUGAAACAAUUAGCUUACCAACUACCUCCACUGAUAGUAGACAAUCCAUGUGGUACCAAAGCAUGAAAUGUUCUCAAGCUCUGUUUGGAUAUUGUGAAGCUUGAGUGACUAUAGUCACAGAGAGUGUAUUGUGUAGGAAAAUGACUGGGAACUCUGUGGACAGGUAACUGGGGGUACACUUAGAGGAAACUGAGGAUUUAGAACAGUAUGGAAAUUAGAGGGUAUAUAUAUUCCUUAGUUUGGUGUGUGUGUGUCUCUGACCCUACCUACUAGCAAAACAGAGUCAGGACUGCAGAGCUGGGUCGUGUGCUGCCUCUCCCCCUCACAGGGAAGUCCCCUGGCUGGGUGGGAGUGCUGGUGCCCCAGGGCUGCUCUCUGCCCUCCUCCAGUCCCACAGAGGGACAGUGACACCAGCACAGCCCUCUGGCCAUGAAAGCUGCUUUCUCUGUGCACAGGAGGCUCCACGUAAUGGUGCAGCUGUACUCAUUCCAUCUGUCAUGUGGCUGUGUUCACCACCUCCUCCCUGCUUCCCAAGUGCCAGACUUGUACGUGGCAGCCGUGGCUGGAGCUCUGCAGAAGGCUUACUGCAAAUUGUUCUGGUACUCAUGGUACUCUGGUACUCACUGCUAGCAAACUGGUACUGCCCUGACCAUGCUUUUUGAUGUAAAUAUCUUGUUGAAGUGUCAGUGAGAUGUCUUCAGUGUAGUUGUACUUGUGUCCAACCUCAUCUGCCUUUCUAUAAUUUUAAAGCUAAUUUUUUUACUCUA
Messenger RNA from Onychostruthus taczanowskii (white-rumped snowfinch), 8282 nucleotides. It is a transcript of the gene SLC7A3, whose product is annotated as solute carrier family 7 member 3. Gene Ontology annotation, cellular component: plasma membrane. The transcript has 12 exons. The coding region runs from base 3037 to 4944 and encodes 635 amino acids. Gene Ontology annotation, biological process: transmembrane transport; amino acid transport. Lineage: Eukaryota; Metazoa; Chordata; Aves; Passeriformes; Passeridae. The record is from RefSeq and is a predicted model, not a curated record. Gene Ontology annotation, molecular function: amino acid transmembrane transporter activity.